AUCGAUUAUCUGUCAUUACGUGGCUUGGCAUCAGCACUGUCCGAUUGAAAACAAGAAAUCAUAUUUCUAGGAAUUAUUAUUAAAUUAAUUUAUACAUAAUGCAGUGUUUGUGGCGAAUCUUAUGGUUAGCGGCCCUUAUAAUAACUAUCUCAUUCAAAACAGCCAAAUGUUAUACAAUAACAGUCGACGCGCACGCCGAAGAAUGCUUUUUCGAAAAUGUUGAUGCAAACACUAAAAUGGGUUUGACAUUUGAGAUAGCUGAAGGAGGUUUCCUUGAUAUAGAUGUAACCAUCACUGGUCCAGAUGGUUCCGAAUUGUAUCGUGGUGAGAGGGAAUCUUCUGGCAUGUACACAUUCUCUGCACCCACUUCGGGUAGAUACACAUACUGCUUCAGCAACAAAAUGUCUACUAUGACUCCUAAGGUAGUGAUGUUCAACCUAGAAAUUGGAGAUGUACCAAAUAAGGACGAGCAGAAAGGAAGCGAGGUUGACCACAACAAACUGGAGGAUAUGAUCAAAGAACUCGCUACCACACUCAAGACAGUCAAGCAUGAACAGGAUUACAUGCAGGUCAGAGAUCGCAUCCAUCGCUCCAUCAAUGAAAGCACAAACUCUAAAGUGGUGGUGUGGUCUAUCUUCGAAGCGGGAGUGCUCCUCGUAAUGACACUGGGACAAGUUUACUACCUGAAGAGGUUCUUUGAAGUGCAACGUGUUGUGUAACAGUUUUUUUGUUUUUAUUUAUUCAUCACACUGUACAAAGGAGAUCAAUUUAUGUUUAAAUGGACAGUGUGACAGAGGUUGUUGCUUAACUACUGUGAUGUAUGAGUUGACAUAACUAUCGACCAGUUCACUUAUAAAGAAAAUAUAUUGAAUCUCGCUCCCAUUUCAUGUUUUUAUUUAAUCGUUUACGAAGACUGACCAUCUGUUCAAACAUUACGCAUAUCAUGUAACUUAUUUCUUUUCCUUGAACCUACUCAUUAUAUUUUUAUUUAUAACUGUUAGCAUAUAUAUUUCAUAGUAAUUAAUUACAAAUGAAAUCAAUGUAAUUUCGGGAGCGAGUGAUAUCAGAUUUUACUUCCAUUCUGAUCUGAAGCGAGUGUGAGUAUGUGUGCGCGGAGUAUGCUAGUAGUUACAAAUUGUAAUAAAU
Messenger RNA from Amyelois transitella, 1146 nucleotides. RefSeq names its product transmembrane emp24 domain-containing protein 2 (gene CHOp24). NCBI's taxonomy places the organism in Eukaryota, Metazoa, Arthropoda, Insecta, Lepidoptera, Pyralidae. The coding region runs from base 99 to 719 and encodes 206 amino acids. Gene Ontology annotation, cellular component: COPII-coated ER to Golgi transport vesicle; endoplasmic reticulum; endoplasmic reticulum-Golgi intermediate compartment. The record is from RefSeq and is a predicted model, not a curated record. Gene Ontology annotation, biological process: intracellular protein transport; Golgi organization; endoplasmic reticulum to Golgi vesicle-mediated transport. The transcript is spliced from 4 exons.